This is a messenger RNA of Dermochelys coriacea (leatherback sea turtle), 2924 nucleotides long. RefSeq names its product iron-sulfur cluster assembly 1 (gene ISCA1). Gene Ontology annotation, molecular function: 2 iron, 2 sulfur cluster binding. The transcript has 4 exons. Bases 55 to 444 code for a protein of 129 amino acids. Gene Ontology annotation, biological process: iron-sulfur cluster assembly. The record is from RefSeq and is a predicted model, not a curated record. Lineage: Eukaryota; Metazoa; Chordata; Testudines; Dermochelyidae. Gene Ontology annotation, cellular component: mitochondrion; cytoplasm.
AACGCAUUGCCCCGUGCCCAUGGACAACAGGAGAGGACGGGGUUGAGGGGCGGAAUGGCCUCCUCGGUGGUCCGAGCCACGGUCCGGGCCGUGAGCAAGAGGAAGAUACAGGCCACCCGGGCCGCCCUUACUCUGACUCCGUCAGCUGUGCAUAAGAUCAAACAGCUUCUUAAAGAUAAACCUGAGCAUGUAGGUGUGAAAGUUGGAGUCCGUACAAGGGGCUGUAAUGGACUUUCGUACACGUUGGAAUAUACAAAAACAAAAGGCAACUCCGAUGAAGAAGUAGUUCAAGAUGGAGUCAGAGUAUUUAUUGAAAAGAAAGCACAGCUGACACUUCUAGGAACUGAAAUGGACUAUGUAGAAGACAAAGUAUCCAGUGAAUUUGUUUUCAAUAACCCAAACAUCAAAGGUACAUGUGGCUGUGGAGAAAGCUUUAACAUUUGAAAUCUCAGGAGUAUUACUUUGGCUUUUAACACCAUGAAACACUUCUUCAUAAGUGUGACUUUCUAAAGCUGUCACGUUUCUUCCAGGUUUUUAGGCUUUGUAAAAUGUGUCUGCAUUUCAAGGAAAAUAAAGUGAAUGCGUUUGGGAAGUGUAACCUUCUGUUAAAUUUCAGCACUGGUAUAUUUAUGCAGUCAUUUGGGGUGAAUUGAGCUCUAGAUGGUAAGAACAGCAAGGUGCAGUAGCACUUCUGUAUUUUCAUAUGUGAAGGGAAAUAAAUCUCAAUAUUUCUCCUUUUCUUGUCAUUUCCCUCUCCUUCACUCCUGUCAACCCCCCAAAAAGUGUUCUGUAAGAAUACACUGCCUAUGCAUUCUGCUUUAACUAGAAGAAAACUAUAAGAUUGUAUAUGUAUGAAUAGGCUUCAGAAUUAACUUACCUUCUUCUUUUUAAAUGAGUGUAUGUAUCUGACAGAGGUUUCCAAUGUCUUCACCCCUUGAUACUUUGAGCAUGGCUUUACUGGUGAUCUGUUCUCAAAGGAAAAUUAAUAAGCUCUAAAAGGGAGGAAAUCUUGCCUCCUUGUGCUAACAUUUUCGUGUUACGUCACCAACCGUGGCUUCAUCUUAGAAUGAGCUAAUUCAAGUCUCCAAAGUUAUGCUCACCCUUGCAUUUUGAGUUAUCUGAUUCCCUAAAUCAAUGUUUUCCUUUCCUUGUAGCAAGCACAAUCUCCUUGCUGCAGCCAGAAAGACAAGCAGUGUGGUGUUCAAAAAUAAUGCUGCAUCUUCAACUAUUUCAAUGUUAAGGCAGAAUGUGCACAGGCCUCUUUUUCCCAUACCCCAUAUUUCUGUCUUUGCCCCCAGUUGACCAAGACAACAAAAUUCCUAAACUGCUUCCAACCCAGGUCCUCGCUUUUUGCAGUACGUGUAUGUAUUCCCCUUAUGCUGUCUGGUCACCCAACAAGGAAAUUGUUUUAUGAUGAUGGAAGGAAUUUUGUCACUUUCCUAUGGUCAUACCCAUGACUGACUUUCUGUCACAGCUCAAACCUCAUUGGUAACUUCAGUAGGUGUUAAGCUUUCCCUGAUAAGGCUUACUCUAAAUUCUGUUCAACAGUUGUUUGGGGUGAAGGUAACUUUGUAAAAGAAAAAUUUCACUCUGGUUUAAAAACACUUCUGAAUCUUUGACUUGUAUAAAAACAAUGAAAUUAGUUCUUUUGUUAAACUGACACUGGCAUUAAUUUAAAGGAAGACAAAACUUAUUGCUUGGAAGAAGCCAUUGAUAGAAUGAAACUAGUUUAAUCCCCCUCUCGCUCAUUAAGAUCCUUCUGGCUACAUACCAAUCUUCCCAACUUGUAUCGUUCUUUAGCACUUCCUCCCCAGCUACUCAGGCAUCAAUAAACAUCUCUCCAGGCUUUCCGGAAAGCCAGGUUAAUUUAAGUGGCCACAAAUGCACCAAGCCACUCCUGCAGCUUGCAGGAGUAGAGAGGGGAAGAAGCUAUUGUUACUAGAGCAGUUGAGCUGAAAGUUUGCCAAAAAGAGUGGGGGAGGGGGAAGGGAGCUCACAAGGAAUACCUGAAUGCUGUCUUUAAAUAACGAAGGAGUUGAAGUGGGAGAAGGAGAUGGGACUGAAUAAGGCAUAAAGCCUGGAGAUUGACUAUCCAGGGUUGAAUUCAUUCUGGAAAACUGUUUAUUGGUACUUGAGAGAGACAACUGUGGACUGUUACUUGUUGAGGGAGUGGAAAUGCAGCUAGAACUGGCUGAGGGAGGAGGAGGAGAUAAAACUAUGGCAUCCUCCCUGCAGUAGUCAGCACAGCCCUCAAUAAUAGAAGGUUGAAGCUUCCAUAUGUAUUGCUUAAUUAAUAUUCAUACUUGAACUUUAAUUUUGUAAUGUAUGCAAUUUUGAUGUAAAAACACUGGAGUUUUCCUUCAUCAACUCUCAUACACAAAGGGUUGCUUUAUUAUAUAGUAGUUAUAGAACAGUAAUAAAGUAUAUGGGGAGAACCUGACAACAAGCUCAGUAGAUUUGAAUUUUUAAUGCCACAGUCCUCCAUUCCUGCCAAAAAAUAAAGUCUGUGUGGAUUUGUAGAGCUAAUGUCUAAAAUAAUUCAAAUGAUAGACUAAUUCUCACAUUUCUAAAUCUAUUCCUUACUGGAAAGUUUUAAAAAAAAGAAUGUAACAGGUGGUUGGUAAAAGUGCUAUCCCUGUAUUCACUCUAACUCUGUUUGAGUUCUUGUGGGCUUUUGCAUAUUCAUGGGUUUGUGUAUAUGCUCUGUGAGUGAAAGUUGAUACUUCAGUAUUUUGUGAAAUAGUCUCUGAAGAGUGUGUCGUAUUUACUAAAGCACCUAACGCACAAUCUGUUAAAGUACAUUUAUGUAAAUGCUAGUAACUUAUGUAUGAAUAUAGUUUUGUUAAUCAGUCCAUCUACAACAUGUGCAAUACUGUAUGUAGAGUUCUCAGCUGUAAUAAAUAACUGCCUGUUGGUAAACAUUA